CUACUUAAAAUCUUCAUGUUAGUGAAAAUAAGUAUAAAUAUUGUUAUGGAUAUUAUGAAAAUUCCAAACGUGAAUAUUUUUAUUGAUAUUCCUCAUAGGUUGUCAAAGAGCAGCUGUAAUAAUCUUUAUCUUAAACAGUUUCACACUCUGAUCAUCACGUUGUUCUCUUGAGCUCAGUGGUUCUCAGUUGUGUCCCACUCUCACAUAACCACUUCCCCUCGUUCCUGUCUGCAGACUCAGUCAGUUUGAUCAGAAGUGCUUGAAAUGUUGAAGGGAGAGUAAGCGGUCAUGAAGGUUUUUCAAAACAGGAUCCUGCGUCUGAAUUUGUGUUUCAUCCUUACUUUACUGACAAAUGCAGAUUAUUCCAAAUCCAAUCAAGAGCCAAUGAUUAAGCAGCACAUCAACAAAACAGUGUUUGCAGGGGAAACAGUUACACUUCACUGCAACAAAACCAAAUUAGAUGACGAUUUCACAUGGAAACUGAACAGCUUCGUUAUUUUUAGACAGGUCUCUGAAGGAAACAGAACAAUGAGAAACUUCAGCUCAGACAGGAUUCACAUUGACCCAGCAGCUCCAAGAGAAUUAACAAUACAUCAAAUACAAGCGUCCAAUGCAGGAAACUACAGCUGUUAUCCAGCAGCAAUAAGAUGGACAUUAACAAUAACAGAAAACACAACCAGAGCAGAAUCACUCAAACAAAUGCCACUGUAUAUCAUCAUCAUCAUCAUCAUCUCAUGUUCUGGAGUCAUAUUGAUCUGUCUGAUCAUCACCAUCAGCAUCUACAUUCACAGGAGCUGUAAAAACAAUAAGCAGAGUCAGAGAGAAAUGGGACAGGACUUUUCACAGGCAGCAGCCCGAGGAAGGAUACAGACUCAAAACAGUCGGUACUUUGAAAAAUACAACUCGGUGUAUGGACAAGUGUGAAUAUUUUAUUUUAUUUUAUUUUUCAGAAAAAGUCUGAAAUCCUAUCUACCUUUGAUACCUUUGUUAUGUGAAUACUCAACUUAACUGAGUAAAAUACAGUCAAACUGAAAGUUUGUUAAAGUCAGCAUUACAACAGUCAGGGGAUAAUUGUAUAAAAUGAUGUAAAAUGUGAUAAAUGCAACAGUGAAUGAAGAAGCUCUAAUGUAAAUAUUUGCAUUUUUUUUACAUAUGUAAUCAUACAUUUCUAAUCAUACAUCAUCUGAUUUGAAUGGCCCGUAUAAUGAAAAACAUUAGAAGAACCAUAUUUCACGUUAAACAGAUUGUUUUUGAAAACCUGUAAAUGAAAUAAAGCUGCUCUUAAUUGUCAUUGAUGACUGGAGUGUGUUUUAGGCCUAUCAUUCAAUUGUAUACUUUUUUUUUUUUUUAAUUAAAAACAUUUUCAAUGAGUGGUAAACUAAUAGCCUAAUUUGUAUUAUUCUCACAACACAUCAUACGGUGAUGCACUCUGAAAUUAUUGCAACACACUGGGUCUCAUUCAUGAAACAUUCGUAAAUAUACGAGUAAAUAUCUGAGUGAUUUGCGCGUAAAGAGAAC
Messenger RNA from Carassius auratus (goldfish), 1518 nucleotides. RefSeq lists its product as uncharacterized. The record is from RefSeq and is a predicted model, not a curated record. Bases 289 to 924 code for a protein of 211 amino acids. NCBI's taxonomy places the organism in Eukaryota, Metazoa, Chordata, Actinopteri, Cypriniformes, Cyprinidae. The transcript has 5 exons.